AAGUGCAGACAAAUCAUCUUUUUUUUUUUUUUUUUUUAGGAGCACAAAUGGAAUGUUAUCUCAGAAAAUAAUGUUUUCUCCCUCUUUAUAUUUAACAAUCCUCGGUGAUGCUUCUAUCACCACUCAUCUACCCCCCCCCUCCUCCCCCCACAUAUCAACUGAAAGAACAUAGGGGUAUCUCAAACCUACAGUAUUGCCAAGUCGGUCAGGUUUGAGGAGUGCGAAUAACAUAGAAGCCAAGGUAAAGGAGCUGACUGAAAUGAAGAAGGGGGAAGAGGUAGGACAGAGAGAAAGGGAUGACAAGGAGAGUCAGAGCAAAGGGAGAGCGAGAGAAGGAGCAGACAAAUGCGCUCAGCUUCUCUCCAACAAACCCAUUCCUCGCCUCCUUCAGGCAAAGCGGAGCAGCGGCACCAGCGUGCGGAUUUUGACUUGAGAGGAACGCGCAUUGGUGGGAUAUUUCGAGUGGAUUGGUGACCAGACAUACAGGAAAGGAUACAUACAGCAAAAAAAAAAAAAAAAAAUAAGAAGAGAGGAAAGAAGUCGCCAAGAAGCGACUCUGGCAUAUUUCGAGCCCCCCGCGCGACUAUAGGAAGUCUCCACGUCGCACCUGCGCGCCGUGCGUGUCCUGUCUCCCAGGGGAUAAAAAGUGCGUAAAAAAAUUCACACCGACUUUUACGCAAGGUGAUACGCCGAGCAGGAGGCAGCCGGACACGCUCCUGGAAGCACGAUGCUGAUCGGUACGUCUGCCCAGGGCAACCCCCUCCUGGCCUCUCUCCCGGUGCCGGGGCGGCCUCUGCAGCCUCAGCUCGACCUCAAACACCUCCUACCCUUCAGACUCAAUGGAUCCUCACCCCUUAGCCUCUUUCCCAACUUUAAUACGAUGGACCCUGUCCAGAAGGCAGUGAUUAACCACACGUUUGGGGUCCCUCAGCCCCUCAAGAAGAAACAGAUCAUCUCCUGCAACAUCUGCCACCUGCGCUUCAACUCAACGAACCAAGCAGAGGCCCACUAUAAAGGCCACAAACAUGCCCGGAAACUCAAAGCCAUGGAGGCCCAGAAGAACAGGCAGCGACGAGGUGGAGAUACCUCAACUACAGGGAAGGAGCGAGAGCGGGACCGAGAACGAGACCGAAACAAGACGACCCCUUCUGAUGCAGCUCUCCCAGCACCUAUAGAUACAAGCUUAGUAAAAGAAACAAGUCUUCAGUUUGAUCUGGAACCAAGCAUCCUGGAGGGAAAACUGGAGGAGAGUCCCAGGAGCUCGGUCAUGCUGACACCGGUGUCUGAGGUUUCCUCUGUGGAGCUGGUCACGCUUUCCCCUCCUCAGGUUUCGCCUUCCUCUCAGCUCUCUGAGACGGCGUCAGACACCAGCACUCCGGAGGGCGGAGAGGCUGCAGAGCCCACAGAGGCCACUGAGGCUAUGUGUCUGACCGGCGAGUCAGGUAAUGCUGCAGACCCAUCUAUCACGCCAGGGGAGCCAUGCAUGGAUGACAACAAAGACCCCAAGAAGAGCAAAGCUCACCUCCACUGUCCUGUCUGUAAAGUCACAGUCAACUCCACUUCCCAACUGGAAGCACAUAACAGCGGUACUAAGCACAAAUUGAUGCUGGAAGGUCACAGUGUUCUGCCACGCCGUAGGGGGAAAGUAGUGGCAGCUCGAUCUGGCUGCAAGAGCAAGCGGCUGGGGACCAAAGGCAGCGUCGGGGUGACCAGCAAGAACUUCCAGUGUGAAGUGUGUGAAAUAUUUGUGAACUCUGAAACCCAACUUAGCCAGCACAUGAACAGCAGAAGGCACAAGGAUCGGCUGGCCGGAAAACCGCCCAAACCCAAAUUUACCCCCCACAGCAAGAGCCAGCCGAGCUCCAGCUUCACGAACGUGAGAUGGAGUGGCUAUGCAGGUGUGGCUGUGUCUGCCAUGAAGAAAGCAUUCACCCAGUGCAACUUCACCUCUCUCUCCUCGCAGACCAAACUGGCCUUGCAGAAGCAGCUGACCAAGAGUUUGACAACUGGCUUCCUGCCCAGCCCCCUCACCCCACCAACUCUGUGCACAGUGGCGACUAACCCGCUGGCUCUGCGCCACCCGGUGGGCGCCACCACCUUCAUCCAGACCCCAUUCCUGGGCCCUGCACUCUUCCGGCCUGCCCCGGGGCCGCUGCGGGCCACGCACACACCCAUCAUCUUCUCCCCUUAUUAAGGACUUAACCGAUCUCCCAGUUAAGCUCCGGCCCUGUCCCUUUACCAAGUCCAAGGCCCUCGUUUUAGUGUGACCACGCAACAAAGGCCACAUCCAAACUAUGCAGCCCGCCUGACUUAAAAUGGGAAGAGUGCACAAAUUCCAAUUUAUCACCAGGCCCGACGGCCUGAGAGCGCUUCUCAUCACUAAGGCCAAUAUCCCCUUUCAUGCCUUCUUUCUGCUCCUUUGAUGGCGACCUCAGGAGCAGCACAGGCCUCCAGACAGUGACUGGCACAAGGAGGCCACAUUUAUAGCCAUUUCAUGGGUCAAACAUGGUUUAAAUUAUAAAUAUUAUUGUGUAAUUUAUUAGAAAACAUAUAUAGAAAAAAAAAAUCUAGAUGUACGUUUAGUGUGGUUGCCACAAAAUAAGGUCCCUUUACUUGAUGCUCUUAUAAAACCUUUUUUAUCUUCUAUGUUUGGAGGCUUGAUGAAAAGUUGUUGUAGGUCCGUAAAGCAGCUGAAGCAAAGCCAUACGUGUAUGGCUGCAAAGGCCAGCCUCACUCAUCAGUGUUUUCAGCUGACAAGCUUAAGCAACGCUGCUGCAUGGUAUUGUGAAUAUGGUUUAAAAAAAAAAAAAAAAAACAUAAGACGUCUUAGUUUAAGGAUAGAGUCCUGAAUUUUUAUUGUGAGGUUUUGUUAAAAGGUUGCAAGGUGUUGGUGUCUUACCUACAGUAGAUGGCACGUCUAAGCUGCCAUCACAGAUUCUACCUGGCCAUGUAUGCUGGCAUAUAUAAAAAGGCAUUUACAUGAGUGUUAACAUAAAAUAAUUAAGGGACAUUGAGUCCUAUAAUGCUUUUGAAGUACAUGUUUAGCUUUUGAUGCCAUCUCAGUUUGAAUAGUGCAUGUGUCUUGGGAUCAGUGAUGUGUAAUUUUGGGUUCUGCUACAUCAGAAUGAUGUAUUUUUCUUAUUUCAUACAAAGACUUGUAUGAUCUGGGAAUGAAGCUUCACUGCUCUACUCGUACCAAGUUUCAGUCCUAAUGCAAAGCUUGUUUCUUAUAUAUAAUUGGGUAAUUCCUGUAAUAUUUUAGUCAUAGUUGUGCAAAAUGCUGUAGCAAUGGUACAUCGCUACAUGAGUGAGACAGGUUUUACAUUCCAACAUGUCCUAAAAAUCUGUGGCAGUCUGGUGUAGCAGACCAUCAGAUAAUGCAUGCUACGAUCUCAAAUAUCUAGGAAGACAAUGCUGGAGCUCAAUUCUGCUAAGGCAAAAUUUUUCUAUGCUAUGGAAAUGGACGGUAGAUUUGUAAUAUUGCAGCAGGAGUAUUAGUAGAACCUUCAUUUAUAGAUCCAGAUUAGUUGGUCCCAAGCUAAAGUUAGCAUAUAGCCUAAAUGGAGCCAAUGUGGACCUCUGCUUUUUAAAAGAACUGCAACUUCAGAAAUCUGACAGUGAUUUAUGCAGAUCAUUUUUUAUCAACACUAAUCUGGUAUCAUUGGUUAGUCAUUGACACACAUGUUGAGCAUGAAAAGCAUUUCUUCUCAGACUAACCAAAUUAAUUAAAACCAAAGCAGUGUGAAAAUCAGAAACUUUUUGGAGGUCAAUGUGAAUGGUAAUUUAUGUAUUUUUUUUUUUUUUUAGACCUUCUCACAUUUCUAUCGAUCUGUUGCGCUGACCGGAAACGUUAAGCACUAAAGUUCAUGUCUCGCAUGGGAUGAUCCAGGGUCAGCCUCGAUUUCCCUCGUAAAUAUUCAUUGGCUUUUGUGUGAACAACUGCCUGAUGUGAACAAGACGCCGGUUUCAAGGUGUGUUUUUUUGAGAUAGGAGUUGUUCCAAGCACUGAGGCACAGUUGCUGGCAAUGCUGCCUUGCCUUGGUUGUUUGUCUUGUUUGACUGUGAAGCAUGAUGUGAAACACCUGCACUCCCAUGACCCUGCUAGACAAGUAGACAUAGACAGGGGACAGACAGACAGACAGACAGACAGACAGACAGACAGACAGACAGACAGACAGACAGACAGACAGACAGACAGACAGACAGACAGACAGACUGGUGGAGGUGUUUUAUGAAGGUAUGAAACCUGUUCACUUUAAUCUCUGAAACCAACUAGUCUGGAUUUAAGAUAAACAAGGAAGUCAAUAAAUACAUUACUGAAGGUAAGAAAUUAUUCGCCUUUUAAUCUUUUAGCAGAAGCUCGCUUCAAAGAUUCAAAAUAAAUCACUUUAAAGGCUCUCAAGGACAAAAGCGACACGUCACUGUAGGUCUAUAACUAUGUAUUGUUUAUGUUAAAACGCAAAAAGAAAAACUGCAUUACUGAUGUUUGUUUCUUUCUUUUCAAGUAAGAGUAACAGCCCCUGCAUCCAAGUUAUUAUUAUUAUUUUUUUAAAUACACCCAGGAUUAAACAGUCAGUAAGAUCCAAAAAAGGUCAGCUUGUCAAUGAAACUAUCUUUCAGUUUGCAAAUCUGCUCUUUGGAAUCUAAAAUUCUCGCUUCAGAGUAUUACUCAUGCAUGCAACCUGGGAUUAUGCUUUUCCUAAGGUAGCGGCAUGAAAAUAUUUUUUCGCAGCUACAUGCGUCUUAUCCUGCCAAAUUCCCCUUUUGUUUCGCUCCCAUCCUCACUGCUUUUUAACCCCAUUCUCCUUUCACCUCACCGCCAUCACCUUGACGUUGUCCCUGAUUUUCUUCUGCUGUGAUCUCAGUUUAAGCCGAUGAGGAGCAAGGAAAUGACGCACACAAUCAAAGCACAUAAUGAGAACACAAUGGAUAACUUGAUGACUUGAUAGGAUUUCAGUGUUUGAUGAAAAAUUUGACAGCGGGUGGGAAGGCUGCUCAGCCACAUUCUGACUGACGUCCCGGUGCUGUGUCUGAGCGCAGCGUGUGGAAAGGGGUGUGUGUGGGGGGAGGGAUACAAAGCACAGUGCCAUGGCAACCACAUUAAAAAGCACCUUAAAAUGGAUUUACUUACAAAAGCAAUGAUUAUUAUGUUGAUGUUCUCUUUUUAUUAUUAUUAUUAUUAUUAUUUGUAGGUGUAUAUUUUAUAAAAUUCUGCUUUGGAAAAAAAACCCAAUCAAGUGAGAAUGAUCCUGUUAUAGUUUAUCUGUAAUGAUGACAAGCCUCACAUUUAAAGCAAUACAUACAGUAUGUUUAUGUUCAUGUCUGGUGUGUCAAUGACUUUUUAACUCUUCUCUGCUGUAAACUCCUCAUACAGUGUAUUGUGUGCCCCUCCAUAGCCAAGGCCAAGUCUGGUUUGUCAGUGAAAAGUCAAAUGAAAUAAAAAAAAAUAAAAAAAUAAAAAGUUGUGCAGCUGCUGCCCUUGAUGCUUGAUGCUCAUGGCCAGUCUCGACAUGAGAAGGGGGCGGAGAGAGAGAGGAGGGCUGCCUUAAGCGCCAUAUGACACUGCCGCUUCACUUUUCAGCGGAGCAGUAGGACCUCUGUAUGACUUCCACUGAGC
Molecule: messenger RNA, 5617 nt
Organism: Poecilia latipinna (sailfin molly)
Lineage: Eukaryota; Metazoa; Chordata; Actinopteri; Cyprinodontiformes; Poeciliidae
Gene: znf385c
Product: zinc finger protein 385C
Exons: 9
Coding region: 728-2194 (488 amino acids)
Cellular component (GO): nucleus
Molecular function (GO): nucleic acid binding; zinc ion binding
Source: RefSeq, a predicted model, not a curated record